This is a messenger RNA of Stylophora pistillata, 2087 nucleotides long. Its product is annotated as E3 ubiquitin-protein ligase RING2. NCBI's taxonomy places the organism in Eukaryota, Metazoa, Cnidaria, Anthozoa, Scleractinia, Pocilloporidae. Gene Ontology annotation, molecular function: ubiquitin protein ligase activity; chromatin binding. The record is from RefSeq and is a predicted model, not a curated record. Gene Ontology annotation, cellular component: PcG protein complex; ubiquitin ligase complex.
ACUACUUCCUCUGAAGGUUUAGUAGGAGUUUUUCUCCUCGAAUCAAUAGUUCCGCAGUUCCGUUACUUAAAUAUUCUCAUCUUUCUUCAAUUUAUUCCUUUUGAUUACCUUUUUUAAGGAAAAGGCCUUGGUAAUGGCUAUUCCAGUGCAACCUCAACCGGUUCAACAGCCGAAAUCUUGGGAACUAAGUUUGUAUGAGCUUCAUCGCACUCCACAGGAAGCCAUCACUGAUGGAACAGAGAUUUCUAUUUCACCUCGCAGCCUACACAGUGAACUGAUGUGUCCUAUUUGCUUAGACAUGCUAAAAAAUACAAUGACAACCAAAGAGUGCCUACACAGAUUUUGCCAAGAGUGUAUCAUCACUGCCCUGAGAAGUGGGAACAAGGAAUGCCCCACAUGUAGAAAAAAGUUGAUUUCCAAACGCUCUUUGCGACCAGAUCCUAAUUUUGAUGCUCUCAUUGCCAAGAUUUACCCAGACAGAGAUGAAUAUGAAGCACAUCAGGAAAAAGUUUUACAGAGAUUGAACAAACAUCAUAACCAACAAGCUUUGACAAGCAGUAUCGAAGAGGGACUUAAACUACAAGCAAUCAACAGAGCACAAAGAGUGAGGAAAAGAUCAUCAGAUGAUCCAUCACCAGUAGCAGGAUCAGGAGCCCCUGGAACACCAGGUCCUACUGGCCAACCAGCUGCCGGAGAAGGAGGUAGUAAUGUGGUACGAAAGCGGCAGAAGACUUCAUCAGAUCCUGAGUCAGAUGCAAGUGAAAAUACCCUAGACUCUACUGGAGAAGCUGCAGCCGAAACAUCAGAGCCUGCUAAUGAAAUAGAAUUGGUGUUUAAACCUCACCCCAAGGAUCAUGACCCAGAGACAGUAGCCCAACAAACACGCUACAUUAAAACCACAGCUAAUGCUUCAGUUGACCAUCUUGCCAAGUACUUAGCAAUGAGACUUGCCCUCGAGUCACAACAAGAAGAUGGAGGUGCUAACCCUUCUGAGGAGAGUAGUGAAGCUACACAGUUCACAAUAUACAUUGCUAGCAUGCCGGGACAGUACACUCCUCUUCCUGGGUCAAUGAUAUUGGAUUUUGUGAAUGAGAAGUAUUGGAAAGUCAACAAGCCAUUAGAGAUGUACUAUGCCUUGAACAAACCACAAAGCUGAUUUGUCAUAUGGACUUUGAUGGCUCCAUUUUUUUCCAGAUUUUAUCAACAACAAAAUGUGCUUGCUACAGUUGUAUAUACCUUAGAACAAUGAUUUAUAUACCAAGCAUCUUGUUACUUCUCAUAUGUUCUUCUGUUCCUUAACUAAGAGGAUUGCAAGCUCCAGAUGAUCUUUUGUGGCCAAAUACUUGUCACACUAACUGCUGCUGCUAUGUUAUUUGAAUAAAAAUUGAUUCUUAUUGUAUGCUGUACAAUGUAGCUGUGUGCUGUAAUAUUUAUUCAGGUACAAGACAUGGUUAGUGUUAGUAAUGCUGUAAAUUUGAUAUUUUAAGUUCUCUUUUUGUUAAAUACAUGUAGUAUUAGUGAGGUUCUGGUGACCUCUAAUCACUUUAUCUUGAAUGCUUUGAGAAUUCUGUUUCGUAAACAUGCAAUACCAUUGUUAGAAAAUUUUUCAACAUUCAUUAGUCACUGAUAAAUCAUGUUUCAAUUACUAAGGUGUAAGUGCUGUAAUAAGUCAUUUUUUGUUUGUAUUUUCACCUUUCAAAGAUGUCUUCCCAUUACUAUUAAUCAUUGUUCAUUUAGAAAUAGAUUGUUAGAUAACCUGGCAGUCUUUAGCCUGUGAGUUCCCAUUAAAUUUUUUUAUGAGGGAUACAGACUUGGAGCAAUCCCCUCUUGCACAUUUUGUCAUUCAUUGUGAGCCCUUCUCAUUCCUUUCACCUUUUAAGACAUUUAAAGCUGUGUUAUAUCUUGUCAUUUUUCUUGAGUUUGUCAAAUUAAAAGGUUCCAUUAACCUCUACAAAGAAAGUACUUUUUAGUGAACAAAUAAGAUUUACUCUUUGAUGUUUCAUCUCCUUCUUUUUCCAUUUAUUGUUGUAUGAUAAUGUUUUAUGAAUCAUUGUGGGUGUUAAACGAAGAAAACUAAUUAGAGCCAA